Molecule: messenger RNA, 210 nt
Organism: Amoebophrya sp. A120
Lineage: Eukaryota; Dinophyceae; Syndiniales; Amoebophryaceae
Source: the annotation of a GenBank genome assembly
UGAAAACAUGGAACUAUGGUAAUUUCUACUAUGUCGAUUUUUCGUCUAUGCUGACGCGAUCCUUGAGACUCGUUUCUCUACAAAUCGUGGGUAUGUCUUCAGUUUCACCAGUGCCGUGGUUUCUGCUGCACAGAAAGUUCGUUGUAGGUUGGAGUCAUACGUUCUCGUUUAGGUUUAUGUCGUGACCGUGAGGAAAAUGGAGGCCUGCAC